This is a messenger RNA of Theobroma umbraticum, 2043 nucleotides long. It is a transcript of the gene WTF1, whose product is annotated as Ubiquitin carboxyl-terminal hydrolase family protein. The record is from RefSeq and is a predicted model, not a curated record. Gene Ontology annotation, molecular function: RNA binding. Lineage: Eukaryota; Viridiplantae; Streptophyta; Magnoliopsida; Malvales; Malvaceae.
UCUCAAUUGAAAAAUAUCAGUGAAAAGGGGUUUUGGCUUGCUCAUAAACCCUGAACAUUCAAUUUCAAUCCUAGACGAGCUUCACCCUCUACCCUGAACAGGUAAUUCUUCCAUCUAACUUUGUUUCUUUUUUGUAUAUUUAUCUCAAUUUUUAACAAUUGAACAUGGAACCUGGCCUUGUGCUUGCUUCAAACAAAUCUUCAAUGUCAACUUCUUUUCCCCUGUUUCUAUCUUACAAAUUUUCAUUUCAUGGAAAACCACAACUUUCUAUGAAAUCCCAUCUCCAUUCCUCAACCAAAUUUCCAGAAAAGACGCCAUUUUUGGGACAAAGCUUGGUUUUUCAAGAUAAGGAUUUUACUUCUUUGGGUAAUCUGAAUAAAACCCAUGUCCCUUUUGAGCCAAUAAGAGCUGCAGUUAAGAGAAGAAAAGAGCUUCCCUUUGAUAAUGUGAUUCAAAGGGACAAGAAGCUUAAAUUGGUGUUAAAGAUAAGGAAGAUUCUUGUGAGUCAGCCUGAUAGAAUCAUGUCACUUAGGUCAUUGGGAAAGUAUAGAAGAGACUUAGGUCUCCAAAAAAGGCGUAGAUUUAUUGCUUUAUUGAGGAAGUUUCCUGGAGUGUUUGAAAUCAUGGAAGAAGGGGCUUUUUCAUUGAGGUUCAGAUUGACACCCGAAGCGGAAAGGCUUUUCUUGGAUGAGUUGAGAGUUAGGAAUGAAAUGGAAGGUUUGUUGGUUGUUAAGUUAAGGAAGUUGUUGAUGAUGUCAUUGGAGAAGCGGAUUUUGCUGGAGAAGAUUGCACAUUUGAGGACUGAUCUUGGGCUUCCUUUAGAGUUUCGUGACACGAUUUGUCUGCAGUACCCUCAAUAUUUUCGUGUUGUUCAAACUGAACGAGGCCCUGCUUUGGAAUUAACUCAUUGGGAUCCUGAGCUUGCAGUGUCAGCAGCUGAAUUAGCUGAAGAGGAGAAUCUAGCCAGAGAGUUGGCAGAGAAGAACUUGAUUAUGGAUAGGCCACUUAAGUUCAAUAGAAUUAAGCUUCCUAAGGGUCUUAAUCUUUCCAAGGGUGAAAUGAGAAGGCUAUGCCAGUUUAGAGACAUGCCUUACAUAUCCCCUUAUUCAGACUUUUCAGGAUUGAGGUCGGGAACUCCAGAGAAGGAAAAGCAUGCUUGUGGGGUCGUACAUGAGAUUUUGAGCCUCACUGUUGAGAAGAGAACUCUAGUGGAUCAUCUCACUCACUUUCGAGAGGAAUUUAGAUUUUCUCAGCAAUUGCGAGGGAUGAUAAUAAGGCACCCUGAUAUGUUCUAUGUGUCUUUGAAAGGGGAUAGGGAUUCUGUUUUCCUUAGGGAAGCUUAUCGAGAUUCUCAAUUGAUUGAUAAGGAUCCACUGUUGCUUAUUAAAGAGAAGUUCCGCUCUCUUGUUGCCAUUCCUAGGUUCCCUAAAAGGGGUGGUUUGAAGAAGGAUGCUGAUGGUAAUGAAGAAAGAGACACGUCAGAGGAGGCAAGCGAUGAUGGGGGAGGAUGGUCUGAUAUGGAUAGUUAUCUGAGUGAUGGUGGAUUUAAUGACGAUAAGGGUGAUGAAGAUGAUGAUGACUAUGAGGAUGAUUGGAGUGAUGAAGAUGAUGAUGCACCACCAGAUUUUGAUGAAGAUGAUGAACCUAUUAAGAUUGGAUUGAGCAAAUCAAUUAAGCAAGCAGAUUACUUAGCAAAGAAAGAAGAGAAAUUGCUUGUUCCUGCAUUUCCUGAUGGUCGGCCAAGAGAACGUUGGUAAAAAAUUUUGCAAAUUUGCUAGAAACUGAGGGCUCCCAUUAGGUUUUUGACCCCUAAAUGAUUGCGUAUGCCUUCUUAGCUUCAAAAUUUUUUCUCUGGAGAGUGGAGACAGAAUCCAGUUUACGGUUUGAUGAGGUUCCAAAUCUUAUCUCUUGGAAGCUUGGGAAGUUCUAGCAGUUGCAGAUGGGCAUCAAUUAGUCUAUGAUACAAAUUUUCUAUGUAUGUAAAUGGCAUCAAUGUAAUGUUUUCUAAGUCAAUGAAGCACCAAAAGAGAAAUCUUUAUGAAA